AUGGCGCUAUACGGGACGUCCGAUGCCCUGAUGUGCAGGGCGUUCCCGAUAACCCUGCGGGGCCCAACCCGAGCGUGGUACAACAAUCUGAAGACCGCGACCAUCGCCUCUUUCGACCAGUUGGCCAGGGACUUUGAGCUUAACUUCCUGGCUCAUGCCAAGCCGAAGCCGUCGGUGGCGAUACUCCUCGGGCUCAACCAGAGGGAGGAUGAGCCCCUUUCUUACUUUGUGAACCGCUUCACCACACAAAUCUGCGGGCUGUCUGAUGCUCACCCUUCUUUGAUGAUGCAGAGAGCGAGGGUCCAAUCCCCGCUGGAAGACCCCCGGGAGGGAAAAAAACCGACCCCCCGCCCCGAGCCGAAGGAAUCCACCAUCGACUUGCCACUGAUCGAAGGAAGGCCCGACCAAACAGUCAAAAUUGGGUCGGGACUGCCCGAACAAGAGCAACAGCAGCUCGUCGGCCUUCUGCGAGCCAACGCCGACAUCUUCGCUUGGACGCCGACUGACCUAGUCGGAGUCCACCCGGAAGUCGCGCUGCACCACUUGAACAUCUCGUCCGACGCCCGCCCGGUAAAACAAAGACCCAGGCGGCAGGCCCCGGAUCGGCAACUGGCCAUCCGAGAAGAGGUAAACCGACUUCUGACGGUCGGUUUCAUAGAAGAGGCAAGUCUCAAUAAUGCUUGCCCAAAAGAUUGCUACCCCCUACCGAAGAUCGACCAGCUAGUUGACGUCACGGCCGACCACGCCCGUCUUUCGUUUAUGGACGCAUUCUCCGGGUACAACCAGAUCAAGAUGGCACCCGAAGACCAAGAACACACAGCCUUCCUCACCGAGCAAGGGAUAUAUUUUUACAAAGUCAUGCCGUUCGGGUUGAAAAAUGCCGGGGCAACCUACCAGAGGACGGUGAACAGGAUAUUUGCCCAUCAGAUUGGACGAAACAUGGAGAUAUAUGUCGACGACAUGAUCGUAAAGAGCCGAACGGCGGAGGCCCAUCCUUCCGACCUAGCUGAAACAUUCGACACCCUGCGAAGGUUCGGCCUGCGCCUCAACCCCGCCAAAGACCUGCAGCGCCUUAACGGGAGGCUAGUCGCGUUAUCACGUUUUCUUUCCCGAUCGGGAGAUCGCUGCCUCCCCUUCUUCCAGGCCCUGAAGGAUCCGAAGAACUUCCGAUGGACGACGGAAUGCGAGAGGGCCUUCGAGCGGAUGAAACAACACCUGGCCAACCUCCCCCGACUCACUUCAGUCUCCCCUGGGGAGAAACUGAGUCUCUACCUCGCCGCCUCCCAGCACGCGGUCAGUUCGGUUCUGGUCAAAGAAAAUUCCAGCGACCAACUGCCGGUCUACUAUGUCAGCCACAUGCUGAGCGGGCCAGAAGAACGCUACCCGCCAAUCGAAAAGCUGGCGCUGGCGCUCGUCCUGUCGGCGCGAAAACUCCGCCCUUAUUUCCAGGCCCACCCGAUAGAGGUAAUAACUGACCAGCCGCUCCGACUUGUUCUGUCUAAAUUCGACAUUGCAGGGCAUCUCCUCAAAUGGGCAGUGGAGCUCGGCGAGCACGACAUACAGUAUAUACCGCGGACCGCCAUCAAAGCACAGGCCGUGGCAGACUUCAUUGCGGAGCUGACCCCGAGCACAGGCGAGGAACUCGAGCCACCACGUGAGACGUGGACCCUCCACGUAGACGGGUCGGCCAACGCAAAAGGCGCCGGCGCAGGGCUGGUGCUGGUGACACCUGACGGCCGCUCGAUCGAGCGCUCCUUCCGUUUCGGGUUCAGGGCCACCAACAACGAGGCAGAAUACGAGGCUCUCCUGGCGGGGCUCCAGUUGGCACUGGAAAUGCGGGUGACUGACAUACGCGUCAUCACCGACUCACAACUGGUGGCUAGGCAGCUCGACGGUGGAUACGAAGCCCGGGACCCGACUAUGGCGAAAUAUCUGGCACAGGUAAAAAGCCUUGCCACCAAGUUCGCCCAUUUUGAAUUGUCGAAUGUUCCCAAGAGCGAGAACCAGCGAGCCGACACCUUGGCAAAAUGGGCAUCCGGCUCGGCCCCUUGGGCUCGACCCGAGACCGAAGUGCUCCCCCACCGAGCCAUAGAGGUCGUCGCCACGGUCACGGGCGGCGCGCCGGCCACUUGGGUACAGGAGAUGCUACGCUUCAAGCGGGAUGGGGCCCUACCCGACAAUGAAACCACAGCUCGACGCUUGCGUCGGACGCAGGCAUGGUACGUCGAAGAGGAAGGACGGUUGUACAAGCGGUCCUUCUCGCGCCCCUUGUUACGCUACCUAGAGCCGAACGAAGCUCGGACCAUUCUGUCCGACAUGCAUGAAGGGGCCUGCGGGGAACACAUAUGCGAACGAGCCCUAGCACACAAGAUACUCCGACAGGGGUACUACUUGUUGAAUCUCCUGAGGUUCAGCUCGGUGGCUUACCCCCAAGCGAAUGGGCUAGCUGAGGUAACCAACCGGUCCAUCGUCGACGGCCUCAAAAGAAGGGUAUCCGCUGCCCGAUCGGUUUGGAUCGACGAGCUCCCGAGCGUCCUAUGGGCGCUGCGCACUACCCCCAAGACCCCGACCGGGGAGUCUCCCUACAGCCUCACGUUCGGGACCGAGGCCGUAUUGCCAUCCGAAGUAGCCAUCCCGACUCCGCGGACGGCAGACUACGGCGAAGAGGCCUCAGGAGAAGGGCUCCGAUCCAACCUGGACCUGCUCGAGGAAAGACGGGCCAACGCACACCAGAAAGCUCUUUCUUACAAAAGAGCCGUAGCGAGGGUCUACAACCGGAGGGUACGACCCCGAUCAAUAAAAUUAGAGGACCUGGUCCUGCGCAAAAUCGAGGUCAGCCGCCCAACCCAAGCAAGGGGGAAACUGACCCCGAAGUGGGAGGGACCCUAUCGGGUCAUCGGAGUAUCCCGACCGGGGACGUUCCGACUCGCAACAAUGGAUGGCGACCCCGUGCCCCGGACUUGGAACAUACAGAACCUUAGGAAAUACUUCGUCUGA
This is a messenger RNA of Musa acuminata AAA Group (dessert banana), 2997 nucleotides long. RefSeq lists its product as uncharacterized. Gene Ontology annotation, molecular function: nucleic acid binding; RNA-DNA hybrid ribonuclease activity. Lineage: Eukaryota; Viridiplantae; Streptophyta; Magnoliopsida; Zingiberales; Musaceae. Bases 1 to 2997 code for a protein of 998 amino acids. The transcript has 5 exons. The record is from RefSeq and is a predicted model, not a curated record.